AUGGAAAAUAAGGCAUUGAGAAAUCACGUAAUCAAAAGUCUCCAAGAAAUCGACGUGGACAACUGCGAGUUACAAUGCUACCUUGAGCCGAACUGUGUAUCAUACAACUAUGGUCCGUCUCUCUGUGAACUAAAUGAUAUGACACAUUUGCAAGCCCCAUUAGACGACAUGGAAGCUAGAGAUGGAUCUACAUAUCGUGCAAUAUUUUACGUAAGUAAUAUGGUUGAACCAGGGGUAUUAUAUCAUAUCGGAAGUAUUCAAACAUUUUUUGAACUUUAUUAUUGAUUUUUUUCUUAAUUAUUUAUUUUUUUUAUUUUAUUUAUUUUUCUAUCUAUUAUCAUAUUAUUUCUACAGAAUCCUUGUCUGAAUGGUCCAUGUCUAAAUGGCGCAACCUGCCAAACAGGAUUUGGAAGUCAUGGAUACCGAUGUGUUUGCGUCAAUGGUUUUCAAGGGGAUAAUUGUGAAAUGGGUAAGGUAACUUGAGGAAAAAAAUGCCUGUGUUAGUAAACGUAAUAUCUAUGUAAAUUAAAGUGUGUAUUGUUAUUAUUAUAGGUUUAGUAUGAUCGUUAGGAUGAACUUAUCCUUGCCGUUGUUGUUACUCACAUUGCGUUCUUGACAUUUCUGAUCUUAGGUACCGCAAAAUUCCGUAAGUAAGCCCCGGAGCUUAUAUUUUUCAAAGGCCCUUUUUGAGGGGCUUAUCUACGGAGGGAAAUUUGCGUUUCAAAAUCGAUUGGGCUAGCCUUAUAGUUGGAAGUAAAUUUACCGUUUUACUUUGUAUUUGGGGGCACUUUUCCAAGUACAACCCCCGGGUGGCUUAUAUUUGGAAGGGCGAUUUAACGGAGGAUUUUUUGCGUUACCGGUUUGGGGGGCUUAUAUUUGGAGGGGCUUAUACAUGGAAGGGCUUAUUUUCGGAAUUUUACGGUAUGUGAAAAAGGCGCGCGUGUCAAAUCGGACCUGCAUGACUUGCUCUUCAUUAUCCUUUCCAAGCGCUGUGAAUUGAGAGCCCGUCUGUUGUUCGGAGGGUCAUACUUUCGUAUCGUGUUGAUGAGACUGAGCGAUACUCAUGGCUCUCUAUUUGUCCAAGCUUAUGGUCGUUAUGGACCUUAUGCUCAUGUAUUGUUGAUAAAAUUGCGAAUUUACAUCUGUUUUCAUUACCUUAUUUUAUAAUUAUUUCUUACUUUAUGAAGAUGUCGAUGAGUGCACAUCAGAAACUCACGACUGUCCGGCAAAUGGUGUAUGCACAAAUGUGGAAGGAUCCUUUCAGUGUGAAUGUCAGUCAAGAUUUACAGGAGAUGGCAAAACCUGUGAUGGUAGGUAA
Molecule: messenger RNA, 1318 nt
Organism: Porites lobata
Lineage: Eukaryota; Metazoa; Cnidaria; Anthozoa; Scleractinia; Poritidae
Source: the annotation of a GenBank genome assembly